Amaranthus tricolor (Joseph's coat) is the source of this 1679-nucleotide messenger RNA. Its product is annotated as probable diphthine methyl ester synthase. The record is from RefSeq and is a predicted model, not a curated record. Gene Ontology annotation, biological process: protein histidyl modification to diphthamide. The coding region runs from base 593 to 1417 and encodes 274 amino acids. Gene Ontology annotation, molecular function: diphthine synthase activity. The transcript is spliced from 9 exons. Lineage: Eukaryota; Viridiplantae; Streptophyta; Magnoliopsida; Caryophyllales; Amaranthaceae.
UUAGGGUUUUAGUGAGAUACCGAUGCCCUCAACAGCACACGCCUCACCAUCUCCCUCCUUCCCUCUCUCUCUCUUCUCCCUUUCCCCUUGUUGUGCCGCCAGCAGUUGGCCCCAAUCAGCCGCCCACGAGCACCACGAGCACCACAAGGCCGUGUUUCCCUCCUCCCACGAGCAGCAAGCAGCAUCCCAGACACUAGCAGUAGGCUGUGUCCCCCUUCUCCCACUUAGCAGCAACUAAGCUGCACUCAAACAGCUACCAGCAGCAGCGGCUGGCACGGCUGGUUGUGCAGCCUUCACCGCCUCGCACACGCACACGCACCACCACCACAUCAUUUACAUGUCUUCCACCCCUUUGCUAAUUCCCCCAUUGUUCCCAGUUCAUAAGAGGAAAGUAAGACCUUAGUUGGGUUAUUUUUGUAACUUUUGGUCGUGCAGUGACGCUUACAGUUGUUAAUUUUACAAACAGAACUUUAUCGAAAUUUCGCCCAUUUGUUGGUGCCUCAUGGGACUCUGAAACCUGGAUCCGCCACCGCAGGCGGCAGCCACAAUACUAGGUCACUACUCGCCUGCUCUAUUUGUUUUAGUUGUAAAAAUGUUGUACAUUAUUGGAUUGGGUUUGGGAGAUGAGAAAGAUAUAACUUUGAGAGGUUUGGAGGCUAUUAAGAUUUGUGACAAGGUCUACAUUGAAGCUUACACCUCUCUUUUGUCUUUUGGUAUUGCUUCUGAUGGCCUCUCUAAGCUGGAAAAAUUAUAUGGCAAAUCAGUGAUUGUGGCAGAUAGAGAAAUGGUUGAGGAAAAGGCAGAUUCUUUCCUGUCUCAAGCAUGCCAUUCUGAUGUUGCCUUCCUGGUCGUGGGAGAUCCCUUUGGAGCAACCACACACACUGAUCUUGUUGUCCGAGCAAAGCAGAUGGGAGUUGAUGUCAUGGUGGUACACAAUGCAUCAGUGAUGAAUGCAGUUGGAGUAUGUGGAUUACAGUUGUAUCGGUAUGGAGAGACAAUCUCAAUUCCUUUUUUUACUGAGACUUGGAGACCUGAUAGCUUCUACGAAAAGAUUAAAAGAAACCGUGACCUUGGUCUGCAUACUCUGUGUUUGUUAGAUAUAAAAGUGAAGGAACCGUCAUUGGAAUCCCUCUGCAGGGGAAAAAAGGUGUAUGAAGCACCGAGGUUCAUGUCCAUUGGAACAGCAAUUGAGCAACUGCUGGAGGUAGGGCAGAAGUUAGGUGAAUCAGCUUACAAUGAAAACACCACUUGUGUGGGUUUUGCCCGGUUGGGAAGUGAGGAUCAAAUCAUUGUUGCUGGUUCCAUGAAGCAGCUGCUUACUGUUGAUUUUGGAGCUCCACUCCAUUGUCUUGUUGUUGUUGGCGAAACUCAUCCCGUGGAAGAGGAAAUGUUGGGAUUUUACACCAUUAAAGAGUAAAUGGCAGAUUUUAUACAGCCCCAACUAUAAAGACACAUUUCAGGAAUUAAGCUAAUUUAAUAUAUGCAGGCUUUCUGAAUUCUGAUGUAAGUUGUCAAACCCAAGUUCUCACAUAAUUCCCAACAGUGCAACCGCUGUGUGUUUCAUCCACAGUAUUGUUAGACUGAAUGGUAUUUUGUUUUCCUGUAACCUUAUAGUCAGCCUUCUGAAUUUUUGAAUUUUUAAGGAUUAUAGUCAGCCUUCCGAAACUUUGAUCUAUUAA